UUUUCUGUGGGUUAUUUUUUAUUACUGUGUUAUAUCAAAAAAUUACAUUUGAAUUAAUCAAUAAAAUAAGAAGAAUUGUACAGCCCUAAUGUGAACUGUCCCUUUAAGGAUUUAGCAUUAAGCUUUUAAUUCAGAGUUUGAUUCAAGUUCAUUUUGAAGGCAUUUUGUUAACAUUAACCUUUAGAAAUCCUGAUGUUGAUCUGUUUGAACACACCCAAGUGACCAGAAGCCUCACCCUCUCUCAUUUCUCUUUUCUGUCAUACUGACUCUCGUGUCUUGACAAAAGCAGACAAGUAUCAGCGAUCAGUGUUUCAUUUUUCAGAAAGUGAAAGUAAAGUUUAGAUUGCUGGAGCUCAAACAGUGAAAAUGGCUUCAUUAUCUGAAGAUGAUUUUUCUUGUCCUGUGUGCUGUGAAAUCUUCAACAAUCCUGUUAUUUUAUCAUGUAGUCACAGUGUCUGUAAAGAGUGUCUUCAAACUCAGGAGUGUCCUGUCUGCAGGAGAAGAUCCUCAAGAGAUGAUCCUCCAUGUAAUCUUGUGUUGAAAAACUUGUGUAAGUUGUUCCUGAAGGAGAGAAAUGAGAGGCGUUCAUCAGGAUCUGAGGAGAUCUGCAGUUUACACAGUGAGAAACUCAAACUCUUCUGUCUGGACGACAAACAGCCUGUGUGUUUAGUGUGCAGAGAUUCACAACAACAUGACAAUCAUAAACUCAGACCCAUCAGUGAAGCUGUUUCAUCAAAUAAGGAGGAGCUCAAUAAAGCACUGAAGUCCUUACAAGAGAAAAUUCAACACAAUGAAAAAAUGAAAGGAGAGUUUGAGAAAACAGUUCAACACAUCAAGUCUCAAGCUGAGCACACAGAGCAUCAGAUUAAACAGCAGUUUGAGAAGCUUCAUCAGUUUCUCAGAGAUGAAGAAGAAGCUACAAUCACUGCACUGAGGGAGGAAGAGGAGCAGAAGAAGCAGAUGAUGAAGGAGAAGCUGGAGGAGAUGAACAGACACAUCUCAGCUCUUUCACACACAAUCAAAGACAUGGAAGAGAUGAUGAAAGCCAAUGACGUCUGCUUUCUGAAGAAGUUUCCAGCCUCAAUGGAAAGAGUCCAGAUCUCACAGCCGGAUCCACAGAUGGCUUCUGGAGCUUUGAUUCAUGUGCCACGUUACUUAGGCAACCUGCCGUUCAGAGUCUGGAAGAAGAUGCAGGACAUCGUCCAAAACACUCCUGUGAUUCUGAAUCCAAACACUGCGAAUCCAGAUCUCGUCCUGUCUGAUGAUCUGACCAGUGUGAGAGACAGCGGGAACAAACAACCUCUUCCUGAUAAUCCAGAGAGAUUUGAUAUCUAUUCCUGUGUUCUGGGUUCAGAGGGUUUUAACUCAGGAACACACUGCUGGGAUGUGGAGGUUAAAGAGAAUUCAGCCUGGAGUCUUGGAGUAACUACAGCAUCAAACCAGAGGAAGGGAUUUGUUUUCUUCAACGCUGAUGUCUGGAGUGUGCGGUACAGUGUGUUUACGCAGACUGGUUUUCCUGUUGAACAGUAUCUUGAGCGUGUGAGAGUGUAUCUGGACUAUGACAGAGGAAUGGUGUCAUUCUCUGAUCCUGUAACUAACACACAUCUACACACAUUCACAACCACCUUCACUGACACACUCUUUCCUUUCUUCAGUUGUUCUUCCUCUCUAAGGAUCUUACCAUUAAAUAGUCAGGAAACGUUGCUCCUGUAGGUCUGGAUCUUCCUGUUUUUAUCAUGUUAUCGUGCUUCACUGGUGAUUCAUUGUGUCACUGGCGUUACUGUUUUUUGUCUGUCACAUUAAAUAAAAUGUGUCAUAUGUGACAUGAUGAUAAUUUUACAUUGAAUUCUAUUACACUCAGAAAUGAAGAUUUAAAGGAUUGCAUCAUUACUUGUUUAUAUUUCAUUGUUAAAGCAAAUACAUGGUUGUGCAAAUGAACUGACUUCAUUCAAUCACACUGUUAACAAACCUGAUUAAAAUAAUAAAUAACAUACAAUCUC
Molecule: messenger RNA, 2000 nt
Organism: Ctenopharyngodon idella (grass carp)
Lineage: Eukaryota; Metazoa; Chordata; Actinopteri; Cypriniformes; Xenocyprididae
Product: nuclear factor 7, brain-like
Exons: 6
Coding region: 367-1713 (448 amino acids)
Molecular function (GO): zinc ion binding; protein binding
Source: RefSeq, a predicted model, not a curated record